ACGAGUCCCGCGCUCCCCGAUCAUUCGUAGGCUCCAGCGGCGUCAGGCCUCGGAACAGCUGUAAAAGCUGUUGGCCCUGGUGGUCGGGUUGUUCUUCCCUUUCUUCCUUGCCACUUUUAGUUGGUCCCCAAGAUUUGGGCGUCGGCAGGGACCUGAGCCGCGGCCCUAGAAUGGGAAACAGUGCCCUCCGUGCUCAUGUGGAAACCGCGCAGAAAACUGGUGUCUUUCAGCUUAAGGACCGUGGGCUGACCGAGUUCCCCUCAGAGUUGCAGAAGCUGACCAGCAAUCUAAGGACCAUCGACUUGUCCAACAACAAGAUCGAGAGCCUACCGCCUAUGAUUAUAGGAAAGUUCACUCUGCUGAAGAGCCUCUCCUUGAACAACAACAAACUGACUAUUCUUCCUGAGGAGUUAUGCAAUCUGAAAAAACUAGAGAUGCUAAGCCUAAACAACAAUCACUUGAGAGAACUACCGUCUACCUUUGGGCAACUGGCAGCCCUCAAGACCCUGAGCCUCUCUGGGAACCAGCUACGAGCACUACCACCACAGCUCUGUAGCCUACGGCACUUGGAUGUGGUGGAUCUCUCCAAGAACCAGAUUCGGAGCAUACCUGACAUAGUGGGGGAGCUGCAGGUCAUCGAACUCAAUCUCAACCAGAACCAGAUAUCUCAGAUCUCAGUAAAGAUAUCUUGCUGUCCUCGCCUUAAAGUUCUUCGCCUGGAAGAGAACUGUCUUGAGCUCAGCAUGCUGCCACAGAGCAUUCUCAGUGAUUCCCAGAUCUGUCUGCUUGCUGUGGAAGGCAACCUUUUUGAAAUAAAGAAACUUCGAGAACUGGAAGGAUAUGAUAAGUACAUGGAGAGGUUCACAGCCACUAAGAAGAAGUUUGCAUGAUGUUCUCCAGGAGCACGGGAACCUCACAGGACACUGACAUGGAAUCUCUUGCAAUCUGGCUGAAUCAAAGGCUCCUUUUGUUGUCAAGGAUUAUCUGCAGCAAGGAGAUGAUACUCCCGCAGAUAUUUCAAUGAUCUUUUCCCUUUCCAGGGCUCGUCUUAAGCAAGCUAAAAAAUCAAGGGACAGUAAGAGUCCUCCAUUUUGAGUCAUGGAUAAGGGUAAAGGACAGUGUUGACCAUCAAAACCAUCAUUAGUCUGGCUUUAAGAAAAACAAUAGCUCAUUUGCUAUUUAUACAAUGAAGGGAUGCUGCUUGGUCACAGAAUCACUCCGUAUCACAGCUUGAAAUUUCAUGUUUAGUUUCAGUGUAUGAACUUUCAUAAAGUCAGUUGCCAUUCCACCUGCA
Messenger RNA from Callorhinus ursinus (northern fur seal), 1294 nucleotides. RefSeq names its product leucine rich repeat containing 57 (gene LRRC57). The record is from RefSeq and is a predicted model, not a curated record. Gene Ontology annotation, cellular component: cytoplasm. Gene Ontology annotation, molecular function: protein binding. Lineage: Eukaryota; Metazoa; Chordata; Mammalia; Carnivora; Otariidae.